Stegodyphus dumicola is the source of this 1155-nucleotide messenger RNA. RefSeq lists its product as uncharacterized. Lineage: Eukaryota; Metazoa; Arthropoda; Arachnida; Araneae; Eresidae. The record is from RefSeq and is a predicted model, not a curated record.
AUGCGCGCAUACCACCCAAGUCCAACAGGACAUCCCCGUGCCCGCACAAGAGGUAGACAACGCAGGAACGGUAAUGUUAAGAACAUCAGAAGCAGCAGGCAAAAUACCGGAGAUGCACAACAGUUGUAUAACGGCUCUGAUAUAAAUAACGAGUUAAUUCGAAGGGAUGCCCCUAUAAAAUUCCUUCAGAUAAAUCUACAACAUGCGCGGGCAGCGGUUGCACAGUCCAUCCAGUAUGCGUUAGAUAACAGUAUUGACAUCAUAAUUGCUCAAGAACCUUACACCAGGAACGGGGCAGCAGUCGGUUUUCCGAUUCAGUGGACAGUGAUUCAAAAACCAAGCCAGGAACAUCCGCCCAGGGCGAUAAUAGUCUGUUGCAAUCCUGAAUGGUCACCAACAGUUGCUGCAUUGGAACAGGAUAACGUAGCGAUCUUACUAGAGGUCCUAUCUAUGUCCCUCAUUGUAACCUCUAAUUACUCGCCACCCACGGCAGAUAUCGGUACGACAACAGGAUUCCUAAAUAGGAUUAUUUACCAGCACAGGCUACCAGACAUGAUAAUUGCAGGGGAUUUUAAUGCCCACAAUACAGCCUGGGGAUAUCGCGCAACCGAUAGCAAAGGACAAGCAAUGGAGGACUUUAUCUCUUCUAACAACCUUGUUCUCCAAAACACAACAGAAGCACCUCCUUCUUUUGACAGAGUAUUCGCACAGGGGUGGCCAGACCUCACUUUGACUACCCCACACACUGCCCCCUUCCUCCAGGACUGGAAGGUAGUAGAUGAAGAGAGCCUAAGCGACCAUAAGUAUAUAACCUUUACACUCGCAAAGCAUACUAUCGUUUCGAAAAUCCGUCGAUAUAACCUUCCAGGACGGAAGAUUAAGACAUUCGCCAAGAAAAUUAAAGAGCAGCUAAUAUUUUUGGAGCCAACGCUACAGCCACUGACUACAGCGGAUGAGCUUGAGGAUUUCACGACCAAACUACAAACGUCAAUACAAAAUAUCUGCAACCAAUGCCUCCCUGUUCGAAAGCCCAAAAAGCUACAGGGAAUAAACUGGUGGUCAAGCUCACUAAGAACUCAGCAGUCUAAAUGCAGACCCGGAAUGCAGUCUCCGGAGGAGAUUAAAAAGCGAGCGAAGACUGGGAACACAGUCUGA